This is a messenger RNA of Penicillium salamii, 2877 nucleotides long. The record is from the annotation of a GenBank genome assembly. Lineage: Eukaryota; Fungi; Ascomycota; Eurotiomycetes; Eurotiales; Aspergillaceae.
AUGGCUAGGAGCCCGCCAGCCCGAUGGGCUCUUUUGCUCUCUCUGGCCAUUCUUAUCGGGUGCUUGGUUGUCCCCGGUUUUGCCGUGAAGCGCAAAGACUUCAAAACCUGCGAGCAGUCCGGAUUCUGCAAACGAAACCGAGCCUAUGCCGACAACGCCUCGGCUCUGGGAACAUCAUGGAGCUCCCCCUACGAGCUUGACCCCGCCACCGUGCAUUUCAAGGAUGGUCUUCUGACAGGCAUCAUUAUCAAAACUACAACCACCGAUGAGAAGGUCCGGUUACCCCUCACGGUGUCCUUCCUGGAAUCGGGAGCUGCCCGCAUUUUGGUGGAUGAAGAGAAACGACUACAGGGUGACAUUGAGAUGCGCCACGGUAGCCAAGCGAACAAGAAGCGAUAUGAUGAGGCCGAGCAAUGGGCCAUCGUGGGUGGCUUGGAUGUCAGCAAGUCGGCUACCUUGAACGCCCAGAGCGAAACUGGCUUUACCAACGUUCUGUAUGGACCGGGCGACAAAUUCCAAGCCAUUGUCCGUCAUGUGCCAUUCGGAAUCGACUUCCAAAGAGAUGGAGAGACACAUGUUCAAUUGAACCACCAGGGUCUGUUGAACUUGGAGCACUGGCGACCCAAGGUGGAAGUCCCAGAAGGCGAAACUGCUGAGGACGAAAGCACCUGGUGGGAGGAGACAUUCGGAGGAAACACAGACUCGAAGCCACGUGGCCCCGAAAGUAUUGCUCUCGAUGUCACCUUCCCCGGAUAUAGCCACGUCUUCGGUAUUCCAGAGCACGCAGAUUCGCUGUCGCUCAAAGAGACCCGAGGAGGAGCUGGUAACCAUGAGGACCCUUACCGUCUUUACAACUCCGAUGUCUUCGAGUAUGAACUCGAAAGCCCGAUGACUCUGUACGGAGCCAUUCCUCUUAUGCAAGCCCACCGCAAGAACUCAACUGUUGGUGUCUUCUGGCUCAAUGCCGCAGAGACUUGGAUCGAUAUCGUCAAGUCCACUGUCUCUGCCAAUCCCCUUGCUUUAGGCCACAGCUCGAAGAAGAAUACACACACUCAUUGGUUCUCGGAAUCUGGCCGCAUCGACCUGUUUGUGUUCCUUGGUCCUUCGCCAAAUGACAUCAGCAAAACCUACGGUGAGCUCACUGGAUACACGCAGCUACCUCAGCAGUUUGCUAUUGGGUAUCACCAGUGCCGCUGGAACUAUGUCACGGACGAAGAUGUGAAGGAAGUCAAUGCAAAGUUUGACAAGUACCAGAUCCCGUACGAUGUGAUCUGGCUCGAUCUUGAAUACACAGAUGAUCGUAAAUAUUUCACUUGGGAUUCUCUCACCUUCCCCGACCCCAAGGGUAUGCAGCAAAAGCUUGAUGAAAGUGAGCGCAAGCUUGUGGUAUUGAUUGAUCCUCACAUCAAGAACACGGACAAGUACUUUGUUUCCGAGGAGCUCAGGAGCAAGAACCUUGCAGUGCUGAACAAGGAUGGUGAGAUUUACGACGGCUGGUGCUGGCCAGGUUCCUCGAACUGGGUCGAUUGCUUUAGUCCCGCGGCACGCGCUUGGUGGGCUACCCUCCACAAGUUCGACAAGUUCAAGGGAUCUCUUCAAAAUCUUUUCAUUUGGAAUGAUAUGAAUGAGCCCUCGGUCUUCAAUGGGCCUGAUAUGACGAUGCCCAAGGACAACCUCCACUACGGUAACUGGGAACACCGCGACAUUCAUAAUGUCAACGGACUGACCCUUUUGAACGCCACCUACGAGGCAAUGCUGGAGCGCAAGAAGGGUGAGGUUCGCCGGCCAUUUAUUCUUACGCGCUCCUACUACUCUGGCGCUCAGCGGGUGUCAGCGAUGUGGACUGGAGAUAAUCAAGCUACCUGGGAGCACCUGGGGGCUACUAUCCCCAUGGUUUUGACCAAUGGUAUUGCUGGUUUCCCGUUCGCUGGUGCAGACGUUGGUGGUUUCUUCCAUAAUCCUGACAAAGAGCUUUUGAGCCGUUGGUACCAGACCGGUAUCUGGUACCCCUUCUUCCGCGCACACGCUCACAUUGAUACUCGUCGACGAGAGCCUCAUUUGAUCAGUGAACCACACCGAUCCUACAUCGCCCAGUCUAUUCGUUUGAGAUACCAGCUCAUGCCCGCUUGGUACACAGCUUUCCACGAGGCUUCCGUCAAUGGAACCCCGAUCGUGCGACCACAGUACUACGUCUUCCCGGAGGAUGAGCAAGGCUUUGCCAUUGACGACCAGCUGUAUCUUGCCUCCACUGGUAUUCUCGUGAAGCCAGUCGUGAAGGAAAACACAAACAGCGCCGAUGUUUACAUUUCCGACGACGAGAAGUACUACGACUACUUCGAUUUCGCAGUCUAUCAGGGUGCAGGUAAAAAGCACACAGUCCCUGCGCCAGAGGAGAAGGUUCCCGUCUUGAUCCAGGGUGGUCACAUCAUUCCCCGCAAGGAUCGCCCUCGUCGCAGUACCGGACUCAUGCGCUGGGACCCUUACACAUUGAUCAUUACCCUCGACAAAAACGGUGAGGCCGAAGGAACUCUGUAUGUCGAUGACGGCGAGACCUUUGAUUACGAGCGUGGAGCGUACAUUCACCGCCGCUUCAACUACCGCGAAUCGGCCUUGUCCUCGGAGGACAUCGGUACCAAGGGGGCCAAGACAACCGAAUAUCUCAAGACUAUGUCUGGCGUCACCGUCGAGCGGGUCGUGGUCGUUGACCCACCUGCUGAAUGGAAAGAGAAGCAGACUGUCACUGUGAUUGAAGACGGCGCCAAGUCUGCGUCCACCGCCUCUCUAGAGUUCUACGAGCAGGAGGGCGGAAAGGCCCCCUACGCCGUGGUAAAGAAACCCAAUGUCGGCAUUGGCAAAACUUGGCGCAUUGAGUUUUAG